Striga asiatica is the source of this 336-nucleotide messenger RNA. The record is from the annotation of a GenBank genome assembly. NCBI's taxonomy places the organism in Eukaryota, Viridiplantae, Streptophyta, Magnoliopsida, Lamiales, Orobanchaceae.
AUGGAAGUUGUGUCGAAAGACACUGUGGCCGACAUUCUGAAGAUCAAUUUUGUCGGCGUCGCCUCCAACCAGAACCGUGUUCGACCAAUUGGCCCUCUAGACUAUGAUUCCCGCUGUGAACGACGGAGAGUGUGUUGGAGACAGAAAUCGGUGGAGAGUGUGUUGGAGACAGAAAUCGGCGGCGGUUGCGGUGAGGUUGGAGACGAUGGAGGUCGGCAAUUGGAUAAUUCAUUUAGUGUAUCUGUGAUUCUCCGGUGGCCACUGAACGUGAGGGAGAGGACUGGUCGGGGUGGAUGUAUGACGACGGUGGAUGAGGAAUUGGAUGUGGAGCAAUAA